AUGUCUCACGGGCACAGUCACGGCGGGGGCAGCUGUUGCCAUAGCGACGACCACGAAGAGCCUCCCGAGCGGCGCGGCCAGGCCUGGGGCCUUUACCUGCGCAUCGACCGCGAGCGCCUGGAGUGCCUGAACGAGCGGAGGGAAGGCAGCGGGGCUCUUGUCUUCCGCGCCUGGGAAGACCGCGGGGACCGCCAGAAGGUCUGCCCUCCUUUUUUUGUUUCUCGCCUCCCGGAGGGGUUGGGGGGGGAGGAGCUUGUGGCCGUUUCGGUGCUGCUGAGCUGCAGCUCCUACCAGGCCUCGUCAUGGGCUGUGCCAGGGAGUUGUAGCUCGACAACACCUUGAAGGCGUUGGUGCAAUGCACCAGCACAGGUUGCUACACUAGACCCCAUGUUGCUGAAGUACAACUCUUGACAUCCUUGCAUGGGUGCAGCCAGGAUUUAUUUUUGUUGUUUUUUUUUUAUAAUUGAUAUUUAUUGAAUUUUCAAAAAAUAACAACAAAAAUUUCCAAAAAAAAAAAAAAUUUUAGGAUACAAAAAACAAAAAUAGUGCAUAAACAAAAAAGAAAAGAAAACCCAGCCGCAAAGAAAGAAAAAAAAAGAGAAACAGAAAAACAAAAAUAUAAAGUCCUUUACAAUCUCUAUUGACUUCCUUUCUAGACUUCCUCCUCCUCCCCUCUUUUGUUUCUUAAUUUUUAAUUUUACAGCAAAUCCUUUCUGUUUUUUCAUAACAAUCUGUCAUUACGUUUCCUUAUUCUAUUUUCUCUCUUGUCAUAUAAAAACUUUAAAACUCAUAGCUUAUAUUCAAUAUUUAACAAAUUCUUGCAUCAUUACCUUUUUACGAAUCAUUUACCAAUCCUUACUUAAGCCAUAUAAUUUCAUUCAACAUCCUUCAAACAUUUGUAAGCAUUCCCAAUAUUAAAAAAUAAAAAAGAAAAAUUAAUAAGUCGAAUUCAGUCCAGUCAGCUUCCAACCUCCCCUCCCCUGGACCCGGGAUUGUCAGUCCUUUUAACCUCCCUUAACCUGGUUGUCUCGUAUCCGAGGCCCUCAAGUCUCUUUCUUGCCCCUUUCGCCACUCUUGUUGAUGAUUCCUUUCCAGUCGUGGAUGCUCCAGCAAGAAAAUGCUUUUGACCCUUUGCAGCAAGUCCAUCCCAAACCCAUUGCCCAAGCCAGACAGCAAAUAAUACCACUUCAAAUUUCCACAAAGCUUGGAGACUUCGGCUACUCCAAUCCUCUGAUAGCCCAUCACCAGACUCGGAAGGUCCAAAUAACCAUAUGGAGGGGUCGAUCCAUCCCCCAUUUCCAAAUCUGACCACAUUUCAUCUUUCCGAAUCUGGUUUGUCCCAAGUUCAUUUAUCAAGUUCAAAGGCUGAUCUUGCCCGUCCAAAGGUCCCUCCAUCUCUGAAGCCUCCGUCACUACAGCAGGUUCAUAUGCUUGUAUAGCCUUUAACUGAAUUUCAUUUGUUUGCUGCUGUGCUCUGGUAACUUCCAUCCUCAAGGUCGUCUCCUGACGCAUCUGGUCCAGCUGGGCACUUAGUUUUGAAAAACCUUCCAGGAACAAUUGUUCAAGCCUUUGUACUAGCAUUGUCCUUCAAGGUCAAAGAAAAUUCUUUCCCACGAGAAUAGUCCAAUAGUCCUUCUCUUUUAAUCUCUCUGCGUUGCAAUUUCACUAAAUUCCACUAGAUGGAAUUUUUUUUUUUAAAGGAAUAAAAGCAACAGCAACAAUCUUUCUUUUUCCAGAAACACUUUAUCCAAAAUUCCCCUUCCAAAUUCAAGAGGCAACAGUAGAAUCAAAAUGUUACCCUUCUUUUAACUAACUGUCGAGCUGGAUAAACUUCAGAACGUCAAUUCUGACAGCCCGCUCCUGGUUCAGGGCGGUGGAAAAUUGCUUUAUUUUAAACUCACUUCCGCAGGAUUGAAAAGUCCAAAUACAACCCCUUUUUCUCCUGCUGUCAAAGGGGGUUCAGAAAUCUUAGAUGUUGAAUUCUAGUUCUCUUAAAAUUUAAUUUUCAGGCUUUAGUAUAUUUUGUCUUUGCUUUCUUCACAUAACAAAAGAACGGAAGGCGACUUCCUGUUUAGACCUUCCCAUUCCGAGUCCCAAUUAAGUUCAAUUUCAAGUCCAAUAUUAUUUGUUUAUUCACCAGUCUUAAAAGUGGUUCAGCUCUUCUAAGAUCAGGUACUCACGGAUAGAUGUUUUAGAUGCCAAAUUGUCCAGGAAAAAGGCAGCGCUCUCCGAUAACGGCAGUGCGGCUUUGCUGCACGGAGGAAGCAGACGACUCACAGCACCACGCACCUCCCACUCCGGAGCCCGUUACCGGGCUCCUGGCCUAGGGAGAGAGCGCUCUUGGUGCCCGCCGAGUCCCACGUCCACAGGCUUCUUCUGCCUGUGGUUUUUGCGGGUCCCCGCUGCGCCGUAGCGGCAGGACCCAAGCCUCCGUGCAGCGGGUUCCCUUCAGUCCGAAGGGAAUUCCGCCAUUUUCCGGAGGCGCCACCCCGGAAGUCCCCCAGGAUUUAUUUUUGGGGGAGGGGCAGGCUUUAGGUUAGGGGGUCAGAAUCGAGUUGUCUUUGACGCAAUUGUUCAGUUAGUUAAGAAUUUUUCAUUUAUUUACUUGAUUGGGGGCACCUGCUGCUCCCCCUGGCUGCACCCAUGCAUCCCUAUCAUUGGCCAUCUGGCUGAGUCUGAUGAGAGUUGGAGUCUAGCAACAUCUGGAGGGCCACAGGCCUCCCCAUUCCUGGCGUAGAUAACGACCCAGCGAAGGUGCUGGUUAUGGGGAAGGGCAGAGGGAGGGUCAAGGGUGUGUGUCAAACGCCCAGGCACUAACCCUCCCAUUCAUUAUGAUUGGAUGCGUGUGGUAACUGCGCAGAAAGGUAUUUUUCCAUGUACAAAUUCUAACUCAGUUAUGAAGUGGAAACUUUUAAAAAAUCCUAAGCAUUUUCCAGAGAGGUAACAGUGUUUAUUCUGUUGCAGUAGAAACAAGGCUUAUCUAUAUAAGAUAUCUGUAAGCUGCCUCUUAGGUAAGCUAUCUGAAGGUGGCUUCUUAACAGUAUAAAUUGAAAACCGGCAUGCUUAGAAAACAAAAACUAGAGUUUUAUCCAGAAAACAUAUGGGGAAAAGUUGCAGCACUCAGGACUUUCUAGUUUAGAGAACAGGCGAGUGUGAGAUGACAUGAUAGAAGUUUAUAAAAUUAUGCAUGUCAUUCAGGAAGUGGAUAGGGGGGAAACCAUUUUCUUUUCUCAAAGCAUUAGAACUCAUGGACACUGAGUGAAGCUGAAUGUUGGAAGAUUCAGGACAAAUAAAGUACUUUUUCAUGCAGCACAUAGUUAAUCUCCAGAACUCGCUCCCACAGGAGGUGGUGAUGGCCACCAACUUGGAUGGCUUUAAAAGAGGAUGGGACAAAUUUAUGGAGAUAAGGCUAUCAGUGGCUACUAGCCAUGAUGGCUAUGCUCUGCCUCCAUGGUGAUACUUCUGUAUACAGUGGUACCCCAGGUUACAUACGCUUCAGGUUACAUACGCUUCAGGUUACAGACUCCGCUAACCCAGAAAUAGUGCUUCAGGUUAAGAACUUUGCUUCAGGAUGAGAACAGAAAUCGUGCUCCAGCGGUGCAGCGGCAGCAGGAGGCCCCAUUAGCUAAAGUGGUGCUUCAGGUUAAGAACAGUUUCAGGUUAAAUACAGACCUCCGGAACGAAUUAUGUACUUAGCCCGAGGUACCACUGUACCAGUUUCUGGAAACUGCAGGAAGGGAGAGUGCUUUUGUUCUCAGGUCCUACUUGUGGGUUUCCCACAGGCAUCUGGUUCUCUACUGUGAGAACAGGAUGCUGAACUACAUGGGUUAUUGGCCUGAUCCAGCAGCUCUUCUUAUGAGGGCUCACAAAUUUAAUAUGGCAAAUAAGAUUGACGGGAGUCUGCAUGCUUACUAUGAAAGUUAACUCCAUCAAUAUAAAUACAGUGGUACCUCGGGUUAAGUACUUAAUUCGUUCCGGAGGUCCGUUCUUAACCUGAAACUGUUCUUAACCUGAAGCACCACUUUAGCUAAUGGGGCCUCCUGCUGCCGCCGCACUGCCGGAGCACGAUUUCUGUUCUCAUCCUGAAGCAAAGUUCUUCACCCGAGGUACUAUUUCUGGUUUAGCAGAGUCUGUAACCUGAAGCGUAUGUAACCUGAAGCGUAUGUAACCCGAGGUACCACUGUAUAAAUUACUUCAGAAGGCAUACAGUAUAUUUAGGAUGGGAACAGUAAUGUGAAGCAUGAUGCCAUUUUCCCAUUAGAACCUUAACAUAUGAGACAAAGUGUUGAGGAUGUCCAGGGUACAUUUUAGGUCAGAGAGAGAUAAGACAGUCCUACUUUUAGAAGCAAAAACUUACUGGUUUCCAGUACUGUCUGUCAAUGUACGUAAUACAUUGACUGUGAAGGGACAGGUCUUGUUACACCACCUGGUCCAGUCAGUUUGUGUAUUGACUGGAAAGGGUCAGAGAGGUGGCUGUGCCAUCUGGCACUAUUGCUUAUGUCUCCUGAUAGAUUCCCAGUGUACACUAUGUUAUAGGACUGUUUUAUAGGUAGUUAAGGUGUACUUGCCUGUAUUGGAUUUAAAGUGCAAAGAGGUUUGAAAGAAGACAGACUUGGAUUUGUAUGUGUUUGCCUAGAUGUCCAGAAUUCUGUGCCUAGAAAAUUACUGCAUUCUGCAAGAUGAAUUAAGGCAAAUUAUAUAUUUUCUGUCUGUGCACUUAAAAUUCAGGUUUUGAAGUCACAUUGAAUUAUCUGGGCAAGAAUAGUAUGGGCAUAGAGAACAGGGUUAGACUGACAGCAGGUGUGGUCUGUGAGUCACAGCGCAUUAGUUCUGGGAGGCAUAAUAGAUGGCCUCUCCCCCAGGCUUGGAAAUAGCCACCUGCCUAGGGUGGAUCAUUAUUGCUUCCAGGCAAUCCAAGAGGAUGGUCUUGCAGAGUGGAAGCAGAUUCCUCCUCAAUUUUUCAAGGAGAAAACGAAUAAGUAGCAUAACUUAUUUGCUGAAAUAUGUGGGCUGAGGUAACAUAUGUACAUUUAAUUGCAAGGCUUUCUUUCAGUUUAUGUUGCUACUGCCCAGCCUGCAUGCAUCCAGACUUUUCUUCUUAGCUGUGAUAGCUAGGAACUUGUUCUUUAAAAAUUACAACCCAAAAGUAGCCUCUGGUGUUCUCAAGGUGCCAUGCAGGACAACAUUUUUAUUCACUGGAUAUAAAUUUCCUUAUAUUAAAUGGAGUUUUAUGUUUCUUCUAGUUUGUAGAAAGCGAUGAUGAUGAAGAGCUUUUGUUUAAUAUUCCGUAAGUACCUAUUUCGCAUGAGUGCAUGAUUUAUUGACAUUCACGUCUCUCCAUGUUCAGUGCUGUUUUUUCCUCACUCUUGAAAUGUAACUUGAAAUGCAGAGCAUUUGGGUGGCAGUCAAGCUGUAAGAGGUAAUUUUGGAAGAUGGCUACUAUAAUUUUAUUUUUGUUUCUACCUGAUUUUCAGGAAAGACUGACUCUCAAAGCAGGUUGCAAUUAAAAAUCCACAAAAAGAGUGAUGUGUUAGGGAUAUGUGAAGUGUUUAUGGCACUCUCCAGCAGCUGAUGCCAUAAUAGAAAUUUCAGAGGGGGGUGCAGAAGGAGCUGUGGGUAGACUGGGCGGCAGUAUGACUGGUGGUAAAGAUGGCAACCCACAGCAACAGUCUUUCCAAUGUUCUGAAGAGUCAUCAGACAAUGUUGAAGGUGUGACAUUUUUACAGCAAGAUUUUAAUCAUAUGAGUACAGAUUAUGUUACACUUUAGUACACCACCUAGGAAUCUUCUGGAUUGUUAAAAAAUGCUUUAAAUCUACUGUACUUGGAAAACCAGCAAUCUGUCUCUUGUUGCAGUUUUACCGGCAAUGUGAAACUAAAAGGGAUAAUUGUGAUGGGAGACAAUGAUGACACACACCCAUCAGAAAUGAGACUGUAAGUGGGGCUGAAGGGGAAAUAUUUUGUGGGGGAAUUGUUGUGCUGUGCAAAUGCCUAAUCCUACCAAGACAAUAACUGAGUGGUUAUUCUUAUUUUAUUUUUUUUUGCUUUAGCUCUUCUAUUAUUCUAGUCAAUACUGGCCAUUGUGUAACUUGCAGUAAACGGUUAAGUACAGUAAAUUUGAAAUUGCCCAUACCCAAAUUCUCUGCCCGAAGAACUGUCUUUCUUUACUCUCAUAACUUCCAGGUCAUCAUGUAGCAGUGACAUCAGAAGCUACAAUUGGCAGAAUUUGUCAAGAUCUGGCUUCUAUACUAACACGUGCUCCUCCCUUGCUUUCCUGCCACUGCUGAAUGGUCCCUGUGCCCCAGUCCUACGUAGGAGAAAGUAGGAGAGUGCCUCCCAUUCUUCAGCUCCUUCUUUCCUCAGGUGUCUGCUUUGUCCCAUUUCCUUCUAACCAUCUUGCCACUUGGCAAGCCUUCCUUCCACUCCCACCUCACCUUGGUAGCACAUAGUGUACUUAAGGUACUCUUCGCACCUUUGUCGCCUCUGAACAAAAUACAGGAUGCUAGUUCUUAGGUGGAGCCCAUAAAAAUAGGGCCAUACAAAUAAAAGCUUAUGAUAUGACCUGUGGGACCCCCUAGAAAUCAUACAUAGAUCCCUCACAUUCAUCAGGAAGAGUGCACAUUUUGACACUCCUGUGUGCAACUGUGAAGACUGAAACUGUAGAAUCAUGAGAGCCAUCUUUAGUGCUGCAGUGGAAUAUUGCUGCUUUGGCUGUGUGCUCUAGGCAAACUGGCAUUUGGCUUUGCUGUCAUGGCAUUUGCAGGUUGGUGCCCUUAGCAGUUGGGUGCAGGAGUUUCGCAGGUAGCUUGCUGUUCUGUCAUCUGUGGUGGUUUGAGGGCAGAGUCGCAAAGGAACAGGGAGCUGGUGAAUUGGGGAUGUGACUGAAGAUUCUUUAAUUGCUAACUUUUAUUAAAUCAAUAUUUCCCCUAGGUAGCAAUGUUGGGACUACUGAUCUACCAGCCCAGUUACUCAGAGAUCCAUGAGUUGUAGUUCCUUUCUUUUUCAACAGGAGGAGCAGUUUCCUUUUCUAAGUAGUACAUUAGGGCAGUACUGUAGUCUUCCAACUACUAUUUCAGACCUGGGACUCACCUUCAACUCAAGUAUGCAUUUGGGGACGUAUCUCUUAAUUUUUUUUACUACAUACAGGUAACUCACAUCUAUGCUUAUUUUAAUUACACUAUCAUAGCUUUGUGUGAGUGGGUAAGGGAAAUGAUUAAGUAAAUGGAGAGUGGAGGAAACCCACUCUCCAUUUAUUUAUUCCCCUCACCUGUGCAAAGCUGCAAUUGCGGGCUUACCAUGCUUUGGGUAAGCAGUGCAAGGGCCCUGGAAGCAUCCCAGAGCCCUUGAACCACAUUCCCAGAGCCAGAUAAGUGAGGCACUGGGCUUUGGGAAUGAGGCAUAAGGGCUCUGGCAGGGCCCUAGAGUCCUCCCACCUCCUUCCCAAAGGUGGGCAAGUAGCGCUGGACCUUGCAGGGGGGCUGACUCUGGGGGUUCAUGACUUAAUUUAUCUUUGUGUAUACGCAUGGACCCCUGGAACCUAGCCUUUUAUAAGAUGAAAGUUACCUGUACUUUCAGGGUAGUAUUUCGGCUGUUGUGACCUACCUUAGAUCAAUCUGUGACCCAGCAGUGGAUCCCAACCCACCAGUGGAGGACCAGUGGAAUGGAGCAGGGUAACCAUUGUAGUGCCCUCCAGAUGUUGGCAAACUACAGUUUCCAUCAUACCUGAUUUUUGGCCAUGCUGGUUGUGGCUAAUGGGAGUUGUAGCUCAAAAACAUAUGCAGCUCCAAAACACAAUAUUGGGCUGCCUUUGCAAUAGAUAGACUUAGAGCAUGUCAAUCAGUCAAUCUUUGUUACGGUCCAGAGACCCAACAAAUCAUUACAAAUCAAUACACAAUUCAUACUUAGAGCAUGUCUUAAGCCAGCCUUCUCCAACCUGGUUCCUUCCUGGUGGUGGUGGGUUACAGAUCUUGCCCCCCUGACCUUUGGCCGUGGUGCAUGGGAAUGAUGGCCAUAGCAGUCCCAAACAGUUGGAGGGCACCAGGAUGUGAAAAAUAACUUGUUUUUGUCUUCUGAUUUCUCCAUUUGUGUGGUGCUUCUAGCAGCUGGGCUAUGUUUCGCAGUACAAAGCCAAAUUACUACAGUGGUUGGGAUAUGUAAGCAAACUUUGAAUUUGUGCAGGAUGACCUUUGCUGUUGUCUUGUAUUUAUUUCAGCUUUAAGAACAUUCCUCACAUGUCUUUUGGUGAUACUGCCAGAGAACCAGAUCAGAUGUUCAGCCUGAAUCGUGACGUUACUGGAGAACUGGAAUAUCCUACAAAGUGAGUCAUUGCUCAGCUCUCACAGGGGAUGUGCAGAACUCCCUUGUUUUGAAACUGGAAACAAAUAUUCAACCUGUGCCUCAGCACCAUCUCUCUGAUAGUUCUCCAUGUACCAGAUGUCACAACCUUCUCUUUUGAACUAUAAUUUGUCGUGUUCUUGAGCAUAAGGAGCCAUGGCAGUUAAAUUGGUUAAUAUUUCUACAGUACAGACAUGUUUGGUGUAAGAAACGGAACAUAAAGAGAAGGGCAACUGUCUUAUUUCCAGACUGAUUCUUAAUUAUAUUUUAUUUUCUGGUAUAGCUCACAAACAGCAUUUUUGCCACUGCUGUUUUAUGUGGUAUGGUGCUUAAUUGCUGCUCCUGAAGCGCAUGUGUUGGGUGGGAACUAAGCACCAUAGCUGGAUACAUGCAAAUUAAUAAAGAAGACAAAGAAGGGAAGUUAACUUGAUACCUAGACUGUAGAGAAGCUUUUUCCUUACCCAGCUUCUUCUUGAGCUUUUUUCUGCAAUUGAGGUUUAGAGAGUCUUUUGUGGCUGGAGAAGACUUGAAAUGUAGCAAAAGCUAUCCAUCAUGGGGUUUUGGCCUCCUGUUUGUGUGACACCCAUUAACUGCCAUCAUUUGCUCCCAUUUCCUUUUGUGAUAUUAUAAUUAGUUAUUAUUGAUGUGAUGUUUUGUCAUUACAACAGAACAAAGGUGAUAUGUACCAUUUUCUGGAAUAAAAAAACACAGGAAAUUUAAGGGUGUGGAAAGUUGCAGCCCUGGUUUUGAAGUAAUUCAAUUUCUGAAUUAACUUCCCAAGGUGACAUGAUCCCCCAUGUGCCCCAGAAGAGGAAAGGCAGGAAGAAGAAUGUAGUAGGUUGGUUGUAUUGCUGAACAGACAAAACUGGAAUUUCAGAGAGUUAGAAGCCCUCUAAAUGGGGGGGGGGGUACUAUAAGGCAUAAAUAGGCACAACGGUCUCUAAAUGUGAUCAGUAGUGUAGUCACUGAAAAAUCCCAAAAAUCAAGAAGUGAAUUGAGUGGCUUUAAGGGGCAGCAUCUGAUAGAGGAGUAUUUCAGUAAGGGAUCAGGCAUUGGUAGGUCUCUCCCAGAAAAGAAAGAUAGCACCAGUGACAAGUGUGCCCUGAUUGGUUUGCUGAAACAGCCAAAAAUGCUCUUAACUGCUGCUGCAAUCCAGGAAGUUAAGGUGAUCCCUUUCUCCCUUCAGGCUUUGUCAGUUCCUGAGCUUGUGUCUCGGUCUGGAGUUGGUAGAGACAGUGACCCCCAAAACUGUUUUUCUAUCCCUAUGUGAUUAUUAUUACCCCUGAGACCAGAAUGCAAUCUCUUGCGUGUCUGUAAUGAGAAUUGUAUAUUCAGAACACCAAAUUUCUGUUUUGUUUCAGAAUUGCUCGCUUCUCAAAUGUUUAUCAUCUGUCCAUCCACAUCUCCAAGAAUUUUGGUGCUGAGACAACGAAGAUCUUUUACAUAGGCCUGAGGGGAGAAUGGACAGAGGUAAGGGGCCAAGAUGACAAUUGAAAAAAAUGUGCAGUUAUGAGGAAAGAGGGCCAUGCAGAGCUUCUUAAAUUUGUAUAAAUUAUCAAUAGAGAUAGAAAAACAAGACAGCCCUAGCCCACGUGCUUCUAGAUCAGUACACAAUAAAAAAGGAAAAAGAGAUGUGGGGUGGGGGGGCAGGGAAGGGAAGGGAAGGGAAGCAAAGAUAGAUCUUGUGCCAGCAGGAAGGCCACCAAGGAUACUGUUACUUAUUUAUAAAAUUUCUAUACCGUCCUUCAUCACUGGAGAGUUUAUAAUAGCAGGAGACAAGUCAAAUUACAUACAAUUCUGUAUGUAAUUCUGUCUGGGCAGAGGCUCCAGGGUGGGUGCAAAAUCAAUGUGACAACCUUGGAUGUUGUAUAUUUAAAUGACUCCUAGCUGUCGUCUACUGUUGUUAGUGGCUAGUGGAAAAGAGCAUGUGAAAGUCUGUGCUUAAGGUACAUCCAUAGUAAAACAUUAACAAAGUUUAAAUGCAACUAUUGCAUUCUAGUAGGUGCCCACCCCUUAUGGUUCUUAGUGCUAUUUGCUGUGGUAAUGAUGAGGAGUAUGACGUAUACCCAAGCCAUGCAGAUGAGUCCACAAAAGCUGCUAUCCCGUUGAGCUUGCUUGACUUCCUGAAGGUUACUUGUUACUUUUAGCACGUUGUAUAAGGGAGCCACCCUUCUGUUAAAAAAAAAAGCAGCUUUCCUGCCUUGUCACAUCUUGAUGCAUCUUAUGUCUCACAGAUGACUCAGUGAGUGGCUGUUUGCAGACAUGCCACUUUUAUAUACCUGCCACUUGAUUGCUACAAAUCUGGCCCCAGGCUCUCUGUGCAGAAUGUGUUUCAGUUAUGUGGAAGAUCUCUCCUAGGAUCUAAAGCAGAGAUUCCUUAGAUGGGCAGCCUGUCUUCAAUCCCACCUGCUGCUCCAAAUUGGGGUAUGAUUGUAAACAAAGCAGUUAUAGCUGUUUUGCUGGUUUUCCCUAGUGCAGAGCUCUGCCAGGUUAAAGCAGCCGCUGACUUGUCUUGACAAUCCUGCCAUUUUUCACUGCACACAGCAUACCUGAGUGAUAAGGCAUGCUAGACUUUUAGGGGACAAGACAUGAAAAGAGACAUCACUGCAUCCCCAAUGAGGUAGAUUAGCAUCAUCUUAAAACUCAUCAAAGCAUGCACAGGUUACUCAAGGAAUCUUUGCGUAGUGAGUAUUCUAGGGAAAAUGUAUGGUGGAAGAGAAGGUCCUGCUAAAUGGAAAUGGUAUCAAAGGACUGCUCUGGCUUUCACCAAUUCUCAACUUUACUGUGCUGCAUCUUAGGAAGUCUUUUGUCUUUCCUGUACAGCCUCAUCGACAUGAAGUGACCAUCUGCAACUACGAAGCAGCAGCAAACCCAGCUGACCACAAAAUUGAUCAGUUCACACCGGAGACGUACUUCAUUUCCUAAGUGGUUUGUGCACCACCAGACUGCUGUGGAGGCUUCGAAGACUGUCAAACACUUGAGGCUAUAAGGAGCAUUGUAGCGUUCAUUCUUUUGUGGGUGUGGGUGUGGCUGCUUUGGUAAAGCAGGGCACUAAAUGCUGGCAAUUAGGUACCAAUUAUUAUACCAUUGCUAAGGACAAUCAUGGCUUGAGAUCUUACAAAUAUUGAAGGAGUAGGUUUUGGAAAUAUUGGCCUUUGCCUGCCUGUAACAUGGUUGUCUCAACUAUGUUGUAUCUGUCAGGGCAGAAGUUGGUUUUUUUCAGUCAGUGAUCUUCCUGUUCAGUUGCUGCUUCUGCUGGCAAUACAUAAAGGUGUGAGGCUGGUGGGAGACUUGGUCUGGGAGUGUUGUACCAUCAGAGAUUCUGUUCUGCCUCUUGAAUGUACUUUAUACAGGGGGAUAAGUUAUUGGUGUUCUAGAUGAGCUCUUGGCUAAUUUCAAAAGUUAAUGUGACUUGUACAUGGCAGUAUUCAUUUGGUUGUGCUCCAGACAGUGCACCAAAGUACUGCAUGCUUCUCCAUGAAUAUCAUCCGGUAAGCUGCUUGCCAAAAUGCAACAGUUUCAACUGUGCAUUUAAAACCUGAAGAGGGAUGUCUCUCUCCUGGGCUUAACUUUCUAACCAAUGUGGCUUAAUUUUUUCUAAUAAACAUGGCAAAGAACAUGUAUGUCCCUUGCUUAUAUCAUUUUUUUUUAACCCUCCAAGCAGGAAAUCUGCCCUUAGUGCCUGACACAAUUGACUGGUACAAAAUAAAUGUGGAGGAGUACAAAGAGCACAAGAAGAGCCCUGCUGGAUCAGAUUAAAGGCCUAGCUAGUCCAGUUUUUGGUUCUCACAGUGGCCAACCAGAUGCCUCUCGGAAGUCCACAAGCAGGGCAAGGGGGAAAUAAAAUAGUAGGGAAGGGUUGAGAUUUAUGGACUGCUGUCAGCAUUAGUUUUGUUGACAACAGUAGAUUUUUAAAAAAUCUUUCCCCCCUGCAAUGCAGGAAUCUCAGCUAAAGCAUCCAUGACAGAUGGCCAUCCAACCUCUGCUUAAAAACCUCCCUAUUAUCAAAACAUUUAUAUUCCACCUUUCUUUCAAGGAGCUCGAGGUGGUGUAUGUGGUUUUCCCUCUCUCCAGUAGGCUAGGCCAAGAGAAAAUGUUUAGUUCAAGAUCAGUGAUCUUCAUGGAUGAUUGGGAAUUUGAACCCUGAUCUCCUUAGUCUUCCUAAUCCAACCUGCUAGUAGCCAGUUCUUAACUAAGGCUCAGCCUUAAACCCUUAUAAAAGAUUAUUCCCCAUUGAACAGCAGGACUAAAGAGCACGGUCCUGUGCAUCUUUCCUGGCAAAUGUCACUUUACAUGUGCCAAAGUAAUAAACCCUUUGUUGCUGCUGGGUAUAAACAACAGCCAAUCCAGCUUCCUGUACAUUUUCAAAAUACGUGUGCAUUCAGUGUCCACUUUAUAGGCUAAAGAUGUCAGCCCUUUUCCUAUUACACCUUAACAUUUGAUGAAGGGAGGGAAGAGGAAUAUUUGUUUCAUUGGUAGUGGUGGUUGUGAGCAAGUCCAUUUGUUGGCAUCCAUCUCAAGACAAUGGAAUGUGCCUCUGGGAGUAAAGUCAGACCAUGGGAUGCAGUGUGUAUGAAGGUCCCGGGAUGCCAAGACAACAAGAACUCCCUUUUGGUCUCACUGAUGUGGUCCAACGGAAAGCAGAGCAGUACGUUUGGCACCAGCUUGGCUGCAGGAGAUGCUGGAAGGGAAGGAAGUGUACAAGGCACUAUCCAGCCUCCUUAGGGACUCCACUCUGGAUUUGUGUAGGGUUUACUCCUUAGCCUUUUCUUCUCCCGAAGAUAUACCGCAAGGUAGCGGAGGUUUAGGAUCAGUGUUUUCCUUCUAGAUGGGCUACCUUCCCAGGUUAAUGAACCCCAUCUACCCAUCACUUCCCUCUACUGCGCAUGUAGAAACUGCCUUAUUGUCCAUUGGACCCACUUUUGGCCUCAUCCGCUCAAUCCACUGGAGCCUGUCUUCACAUGCAGAGGAAGUCCCUAACUCAACAAGGGUUUGAGACCCAUGGGCUACCCUCACCUGGUUUAGCCAGCCAGUGGAAGCUGUUCCCAGGGUGUGGCCACUGUCGCAUGCUGACAGCUUCUAGCAGCUAUGAGAGCUAAGUGCAGGGUGAGGACCAAAGGUGGACAAACUACCCCAGAGAGAACACAUGUCCCCCACCUGAGGCACUACCCCUCCCUAAAAUCCCAUACUGAUUAACACCCACCACCACCAAUUAGCUUUUUUCAUCUCAGCACAUAGAUGAAAAUAAGUACGGUAAUCUUGUUACUGUUGAACAAUUGUGUCAGAAGUCCUUGCUGAUUCCCCAUCCCCUCUCCUCUUCUUCCUAAUUAUUUAAACCAAUUCAUAAACCAAGAACUUAUACACUGACCACUAAUAAUGAAACAUGUUGUAAAUAUUUUUCCACAUUAUGCUAUUUUUGUGAUCUACAAAUGACAUGAGAAAACUUGGUAUACUUGUUUGUAUAACAUUAUUCUUGUUUAUAAAACCCAAUUAAAAGAAGAAUUGCCGAUCUACGGUUGUACCAGCAAAUCUUAAUCUAUCUUUCGCGGGCAUACCCAUUGCUAAUAGGUGUGGGAUGUUAAAUUCACAGGAAGGGAUCGCCCUCUAACCUGGUAUGCUCAGUAUGGUUACCUGGUCAGACUUUCAAAAUCAAGUCAGGCAAAAUUUAUCCUGCUAACUCGAUACAGUUAGCAGGCACGUGCUACCAUUAAGUACAGUAUGUGUGACGUUAUUAUGACUAACGGCUGAUACCAAGAGCGCAAAAAUAAUUAGCAACGCCAACGCUGCUGUUCACCAUAAUAAUUAUGAAUUGGCCAUGGCAUCAAAUGCUAUAAUCCCCAAUACCAAGACCCACACAAAAAAGCUGCUAUUUCAAAUACAGUGGUACCUCGGGUUAAGUACUUAAUUCAUUCCGGAGGUCCGUUCUUAACCUGAAACUGUUCUUAACCUGAAGCACCACUUUGGCUAAUGGGGCCUCCUGCUGCUGCCGCGCCGCCGGAGCACAAUUUCUGUUCUCAUCCUGAAGCAAAGUUCUUAACCCGAGGUACUAUUUCUGGGUUAGCAUAGUCUGUAACCUGAAGCGUAUGUAACCCGAGGUACCACUGUAAUAACAGCAAAAAGCCAUAUGAAAAUCCUGAGCCAUUUAAUUUAUGACACCGGCACCAAGAACCCCGCGGGUCGUUAAUUCCGCCAACCAAGAUGGCUGCGCCCCUCGAGGCUCCUCUUCCGGACUCCGUUCUUUCCAGCGGGAUAGAGCGGCGCGCGACACUUCCGGCGGGGCCGAAGCUAGGGCGGACCCGCCCACCUCGCGCGCGCUGGCGGCGGCGGCGGAAGUUCCGGAGCCGUCUGGUGAGCUCGAGAACUGACUGAAUCCUCUUCAGUUGGAAGCCGGGUAGAAAGAGACAAGAGGAAGGAGGUGAGGGGGGAGGGGAGCAAUUAGAAUCGGGACCGUUCUCGAGGGGAGGGUCUCUUCGCGGAGGGGGGCUUCUGUAUGGGGAGAGAGAGGAGGAGGGUGGGCCGGUCUCUGCGUGAGCGGCGGGCUGUUGGUAGAAGGGGGGGGGCACGCGAAGGGGCCCAGGUCGGUGAGGUAAAGGGUUGGGGGAGGGCGCGGGUGGGAGCGGAGGGGGCGUGGGCUGGAGGGAGGCAGAGGGUGAGGCGGGCUGCAGGGAGGGUGUGGCCAGGAGGUGACACUCGCGAGGAGGGAAAGGAAGCUGAGAAAGUGGAAGAGGGUUUGAGGUGCUGGAUUUUUUUGGGGGGGUGGUGUCCAGGGGUUACAGGUGGGAAGAGGUCAGUGAUGGAGGGUUAGGAGCACAAGGAGGUGCUAGCAUGGACCAGAUACAGUACAAUGGAAGAGAUGAGAGAAAAAUAUGCACCUGCCAGGACUCCCUGUCAUUCUGAGAGUUUGUGUGUGUGUGUGUGUGUGUGUGUGUGUGUGUGUUUUUAAAGGUGUCCUGGCAGGUGCAUAUUUUUUCUCAUCUCUUCCCAGUUUACAUUUACAUUUGCCUUUGAUGUACAGGAGCUGCCCACCUUUCUCUUCCUUGGCAUGGGCUUAUCCUAAGAGGACAGGGGAUGAGGAGGGGGAAUGAGUGUGGGCAGGAAGAUGCAAGCGGUCGUGGGUAGAAUGUGUGUGUGCAGAUGAAUGGGGGGGGGGAAUCUGGGUGGGACGCUUUCUGAAAGGAUAAGAACCAAAGCUGUGCCAAAUCAUAGGAGAGAAGUUAAUUGCAUGCUGCAGUAUCUCAUGCAAACUGUAUUUUUAUUGUGAGCAGUGACCUGAGUACCUUUAACUGCUUACAACCUUUGCAUAUAUUGUAGGUACCCUUGCAAAUAAUAGCUGAUAUGCACUCAGUUUCUAUCUUCUACCUUAUUCCUAGAACAAAGGUGGACAACACAUUCAUUAUUAAAAGCAUAUAUUGUCUUUUUUCCAUUGUAUAAUAAUGUCCAAAGUGGAUUGCAAGUAUCAUAAUAAAACAGUAUGAAAUAAUAAUAAACUAAGCAGCAUAAAAACGUAACUUUGAUAACUAAAAGAAUAUGAUUCACCUGAACUCAAAGGCUUGUUGAAACAAAAUAGCCUUUACUACAAUGUUGUAUUGUGUAAUAACUGUAGAUUACAUUGGAACUUUUGCCAUCACACAUCAAUAGAAAAUGGGUGUCUCUCAUGGACUGGGUUCUUUAAUAUUUAAAGUGGGAGAGACACACACAUACAUUUGUUAGGAAGAAAUAAUAACUUUGUUAGUUGUAAGUUGACCACAAGUUUGAAUGCCUUAAACCUUAGUUAACCUACAGACUGAUCUAACCAUGUUUCCUUGGCAUUCCAAGAUUGCCUAAGAUUGCAGUCAGCAUGCCAGAAGUUAUAAUUUGACUUAUACAAAAACUCAGUUUGUGAAAAACACAUCGAGUGAUUUGUAAGUUAAUUGAUUCAGCAAGGCCAGAAUUUCCAGAGCAAGUUAUAAUGGAAUCAAGCUGAUGAGUUGUGGUUUUGGCUGAAGAUGCACAGCACAGUGUUCUUCAUUACAGUACACACAAGUCACAUUGCUAGAUCUGACUAGGAGCCCACUACUUAUGCUGUCUUCAGCCAACUAAAUGCCUCAAGAUAGAGCAUGAAAGCAAGAACCUUAGCCUUUUGCCUUUCCAAUUAUCUGAUGCUCAGUUAUACUCUCUUUAAACAUGGAGGCUUUGCUGAACUUUUGUGGCUAAAAGUUUCUGUUAAUCUUGUCCUUCCAUGCGUUUGUCUGAUCCUUUUUAAAUACCAUCUCAGUUGGCCAUCAAUCACUACUUCUGGCAGUAGCAAAUCCUAUCAGUUUAUUUCAUGUUGUGUAAAGUACUCAGGUCCAUUUGCAAAGGUUGAAAGCACCACAGCAAUAAAUAGAAUGUGUGGGAAAGGUUUGAAGGGAAGAAGAUUUAUUCUUAGUACAUAUAGUCCCUUUCCCCAUACAUCUCAGGCAUGUAAAAUGCUCCAUAUUGUAGCAUGGAGGUUUGAUAAACCAUUUCCAGCUUGUUGGGCUAUGUGUCCUAUAAGAAAUGAAGUAUCUUUUUUUACUAUAGCAUAGGAAUUGAUAUCAGGCAAAGAACAACAUAUUUGUGUGAAAUAGUUCUUAAAGAGUUGGCUUCUCUUUCCAAGCAACCAUCUACUUAUGGCAUCCUGUUCAGGAGGCACUAGGGAGAGACUUCUUUGAACCAGUAAACAACAAUUACAAGUAGUUGUUAGGUCUUUUAGGUCUUCUAGAAAAAAUUCCAGAAGCAGUGUCAUAACACCUUUAUUAGGGCCACCUCAAACACUACCAAGUAGUGAGCAACCUUUCAAAUUGUUUGAAACUCACUCUUUUGUAGCGUUUUAGUUGGUCCUAAUAAAAGUUUUAUGCUACUGUUGCUUUUGGACUCACUCAUGUCAUGUAUUUUGGGAGCAUGUUGGGACUGAUUUUGUUAGCAAUGUACUUAGCUCUGAGAGUGCUGUUAUUACUGAACAAGCAUUAUUAUUAAUAUUGCAUGACUUCUCUUUGUUACUAGAGAAUGAGCAGAGAACACAAAUGAAAUUCCAUUUGCCAUUUGAAUAGCUUGUUUCUCUUGCCCCAUCACUCAGAUAUGGACAAGGAAUGUUCAUUUUCCCCAGUCCAUUUUCCUAAAGAAGUGCUGGUCAUAAGAGCAUAGAAUUGCCUUGCAGAAAGUCUCUUUAGUCUGGCUUUCUUUUCCAGCUGUGGCUAGCCAGAUGCCUCUAAAUGAAAAUCAUGAGCAGGGUAUGAUGAGAGCCACCCCCUGUUGUUUGUCCACAGCAGCUGAUAUUCUGUAGUAUGCUACCUCUGAACAUGGAUAUUCCAACUGUUCCAGGGUUAUUGGCCAGUAGAUUUAUCCUCCUGAGAAUUUGUUUAAACACUUAAAAAAAACCCUUCAAAAUUAGUGGUCAGUAUUUGGUAGUGCACUUUGUAAAUUUAAGAGUUGCAUGCCCAACGUAAUCCUCUCCUAUAUCCUGAGCUUGCUGCUGCUUGACUUCAUUGGGAUCCUAAGUUCUGAUAAUAUUCUGUUUCCCUUUACUCUGUCUUUUUCUACAAUAUCCCUUUUGAGGCAGAGCAACUGGUAACCUAGUAUUCUAAUAGUAGGUGCACCACAGUUUUCUAUAUAUGUAAUGGCUGUUUUAUUUUCGGUCUCUUUCCUUGGGAUUCUUCCAUCCUGUCUGAAAAUUGCUUUAUCUUCUACUGCUACCUCAUUGUUUCCUACAUACAGCUCCAUAUAAUUUGUGAAUAGGUGAAAUAACACCAUUCUCAAUUCAGAACUGAGGGAGUUUAGUUUGCUUCCCACCAUUGUGAAAACUGACAAUUUAUUUCUAAUGUCUGUUUCCUGUUUUUUAACCAGAAUGCUAAGGGUUUUUUUCUUAGCAGCCCUUGAUAAAAAGUUUUGUCAAAAGCUUUUGAGCUGUUCUUGUAUUCUUGAAUUUUCUGAAAUCUUUUGACAAAAUUAUAUGUCUGGCAGGUCUCAUGUUUAAUGCUCAAGGAAUUUUCAAAAAAUGGCUAGAACUAUCCUUGAAAAAGCUGUGCUGAAUCUUCCUCAGGAUACUAAUUCCUCAGCUGAUUCUUCCUCUCUAUAUGUUUAACAAUUCUAGCCCUUAAUAAGGUUUUCUGUCAGUAGCAGAGACAGCAGUUAGCCUAAUUAAUCUGUAGUUUACUGGAUCCCUUUAAAAAAUGGUGUUACGCUGGCUGUGUUCCAAUAAGGAAGCUGAUUUCCAUGAUGCUGUAAGUGGUGAGUUCUCUUAAAUUCAAGCAAAAUUGUCAUUGUUCUUGAAAACUACCUAGCUCAUUCUGGUUUAGCAUGGUUUAGCAUGAGGUUCUGUAAAAUGUUUUCCCCUCUCCUCAGUCCUUAUAUAUGACAGACUUUCACAUCUGUUCCUCAACUAGGAAUGAAUGGGCCCUGCAUGCAGGUAUGUUUUCCUUUUUUUAAAAAAAGGAGGCAAGCCUAAGUACUGUAUUGUGUAAAAUGGGGGCGGGGGUAAUUAGAUUACAGUACCAGUGUUAAUUUCAAGAUGAGUACCUUGUAUAGAGGUGAAAAUGUAUGCAAGGUACUAAGAUUCCAGUGUCUGAUUUUAAUUUUUUAAUGCACAGAUGACCAGAUUUUCUAUCUGACACAUUUCUUUCACACUCCUUCAUAUAAAUAAGGCCAUGGUAUGCAUUUGGGGGAGGAAGGGAUUAUGAUUUCUUAACAGUUAGGGAUUGUAUUUCUCAUGGCUUUUUUCACAUGAGCCAGGGUGCCUUGAAUGAGGGAAUCCUGCUAUUUUCUGCACCAACCUUUUCAACAACUUGUGCUCAUAGAUCAUAUAAACUAGCGAUAGGAAAUCUGUGACACUCUAGGUGUUACUGGACUUCAAAUCCCAACAUACCUGAUCUUUGGCACACUGGCUGGAGUUGAUGUAAGUUGGAGUUAAACAACCUAUGCUAUGUGCAUAGCAAUUUAAAUAUUUUGGUCACCGCCCAACAUAGAAUUAGGCACCUUUAAGUUCUUUGCUUUUUGGUGGAUUUAUGUACACAUGGCCCUUGCACAGGUUUGUGGCCCUGAUCUUUGCCUUUAUGGAAUUCUAAGCUUGAAUACUGUACUGUCUAGUCACUUUUUUUCGUAGGCUUUAAAAUGAUGGUGUGGAAUAAACAAGCUUGGUAUGUCCUCAUCUCACUCAAUUUGUGGGCAGGUUACAGGACUUCCGGGGAGAGGAAUGGCGGUUUGGCUGCCUCUCUGUUAACUCCUGCUUACAGAAGAUAAUUACGGUAUGUAGUGAUUGAUAAUAGACAGAUAGUCUGACUAUUAAUCAUUAUGCAGAUAAGGGUGAUCUGGGAGUUGACCUCAAAUGCUUUGAUCGAGACUGUUUUUAUAUGCCUGGUGGCUUGGACGGGAGUUAUAACGAGCUGGGAAACUGACGAGUUGCCAUCGUGCCCAAACUCCACGUAAUCAAUUUUCACAGGUAAGAAAGACCCACAUCCUCUCUUUUUAAAACACUUCUGGGACAAGGAAAACUGUAACAAAAAUUCCCUCCAUCAGCUGGUGAAAAUCUACAAUCUGAAAAUCUGUAAGUAACACCUUUCGUCAUUAAGGAAAACAGAAAGGAAAAUGGAUUGUUGUCUAAGGCAGAGUGUCUACGGCAGAGCAAAAUUCCAGAUUUAUGGUUGACAAUAAUGAUUAAAUGGACAAGGGGAACCUCUGUGUGAAAAAUCUUUAACCCUUUUUCUCUUUUCCUGCCACUAAACAACUGAAAAAACUGAAAGUAAAGUGGCCGUUGCCAGCUGUGGGUUAGAAGUUAAUAUGAGAUAAGACACGUUGCAGCUGUGAUUUUAAGGUGGAAAUAUUAAGCUAGACUGAGUUGCUAAUAAUAUCCAGAACAUCAAAAACGUCCAUUAUGGUAAAGGCACUUUUGGAUCUUCCAGUGACUGUUGGUGUAGUUCAACAGUUGAUGACUGAAUAGUUUCAAAUGAUCGGAUCAGAGAUUAAUGGAGAAAAUGGAGAAGGGGAAUACUCAGAGGCUUCAGACUAAAUUGAUGAAAAGUUUAGAGGACUGGAUCAUGAAAUAGUUAAGCAGAUGGUGAUGCUGAAGUGGAAAUGACUUCCAUGCCUUGAUUUGGAUGAGAAGGAGAAAAUAAAAGUGAGGUUAUAGGGAACCCGACAGAGGGCCUUCUCGGUAGUGGCGCCCGCCCUGUGGAACGCCCUCCCUUCAGAUGUGAAGGAAAUAAGCGGCUAUCUUAAGUUUUUACUAUUUAAUGCUGUAUUGUUUUUAACACUUGAUUGGAAGCCGCCCAAAGUGGCUGGGGAAAAUCAGCCAGAUGGGCGAGGUAUAAAUUAUUAUUAUUAUUAUUAUUAUUAUUAUUAUUGAAAAUUAUCUGGAUAUGGUAUUGAUGAAGUUGAGGGGUGAAAAAACUUUGAGAAAACUUCAGUCCUAGCCUUGCUUCAGUUCUAGUAGAGAGACAGUAUUCUGCAUACAAUCUGAAGUGAAUUAAGAAAAUGAUGCUGCUAAAGUUAUGGUAUUCUCUGUGGAAAAAGACUGGAAAGAAUGAAAAUGGACAUGGGCAGAAGAAUUUACUAUCACUCAAUAUGGAGUAAUGGUGGUGGGAAUUAAUGGAGGUAAUGGCAAAAGAAAAAAUAUGGUUGACAUUUAUCAAUAGCAAUAACAAUUAGAGAACCAAUCUUGGACUUUUCAUGAGAAAAAGAGGCACCUUGACAUAAAAGAAAUAUUGUUUAACAGAAAGUGGAGAAGAUGGAUGUUAGCGUGGACUGAAUAUUUGAAAUAAUCCUUUUUUCCUUUUUUAUGUAACCUGUGGGUGAAAAAUCAGAAGUUUUCUUUUUGUAUCUUUCUCUAAUGUUUCUUCUUUUGUCUCCCCCCGCCCUUCUUUCUUCUUAUUGUUCCUUUCUCUUUUUGUUUCUCUCUUUUGUUUUUCUUCUUUCUUUGGAGUCUUAUGUCUCGUGCCUUUAUUAAGGUCCAGAGAUUGUAUACUUAUGGGAGUGGUAGAUGGUGGAUGGAGAACCCUGGGUGAGAGAUAGGGAAAUGUCGGUCUCCCAAGGUGCUUAUUUGUCCUCUGUGGGUGGUAAGGGCUAAGAGUCUAAUUACUUGAUUUGUAUUUUUUGUAGAAGCUAUUUUAUUGUAUUUUGUAAUAAUAAUAAUAAUUUCAUUCAAGGAAAAAAAUUGUGGGCAGGUUACUGUUCACGCAUUCAUGUGUGGAAUGCAGUGGAUCAGUCUGUGUCUGGACUCUUGGCAAAUGGCCUUAUCUGAACCAUUCAACUUGAUUGCACCAAUAGCUCAAUAUGGCAUUUUCAGUGGGGAGGUAAAAAGCUGAUGGACCUAUGAAAGAUCAGCUUCAUCCAGAUAAGAAAUAAGAUGCAGGAAAUACAGCAAUGUGAAGAAGACUUGGUUCCUAUGUAUUGUUGAUAUCUAGCUUGGUGAGGUUUCUCAGCACUUGAAUCAGGGUGUGAAUGAUUUGAGGGUCAUCUGGUCCACCUUUCUCUCUCAUCCUCCCUUCACAAAGAUAACUGUGGACCCCUCUGCAUACCGCCCCGUCCAGUCCACACCACACUGUGACAUAAUCAAAUAACAGUUGUUUGAUGAGGGGGGGAAACAAGCAGAGCCAGCUGCUUCAUGUUAUUCAAGCAACUGGUACCCUAUUGCAGUAGAGAUGGAAGACCGCUUGAGCUGGACCUCUAAAGAUUCUGUGCUUUAAUAGCCAAAAUCCUUCAAGUGGGAUACAUUUAUUGUUACUAUUAUUAUUAUUAUUAUUAUUAUUUAUUAAUUGAAUUUAUAUCCCUCCCAGGGUGGCAAACAGAUCUACAGUUUAAAAAACAAAACCCUUCUAAAACAGUUAAAACCUUCUAAGAGCAGUUACAGUUUAAGCAUUCUAAAAGUUACAGUUAAAACCAUUCAUUCAUUCCAGUGAUCUCAGGGUUGCCAAGAGCAGUGUUCAUGCCACCAAAUGCCUGGGUAAACAAGGAGUGUUUUAGUAUUCCUCCUGAAAAUUAAUAAUGAUGGAGACAGAUGUACCUCACUAGGGAGAGCAUUCCACAAACAGGGAACCACCACUAAAUAUGUCCUGCCAUGGGCCAGUGUCUGCUGAGCUGCCGUUGGGUGGGUGGGUGUGGGGGUUUGGUGUUGUUGAUGGGGAACAUCUCUGUUGUUUGUGUUAAUUUCAGGGAAGCAAGGGAUGGGCUCACAACAAAGACAAGGGAGCAUGGGCUAAGAAACUGGAGUGUGGCUGAUAAGUUCAGUAAUUAGUGAAUAAUAACUCUUGUCCUCACCUUUUGGAAUUCUCAUUCCCGCUUCCUUCCUAAUCUUUUUCGGGCAAGUUUCUUUGCAUAGCUACAGUCACAGGAGGCUAGAAACUUGGUGUUUAUUUUAAAUAGAAGAUCAGAUUCUGGAUUGUAUUCUUAGCCUCUGCUCUAAGCUUUUGUGGGUAACCGUAGCAUUCAACUUGCCGUUGCUUUUGGCUGUAACACUGAUGUGGGCUUUUAGGUGAUCUGGUGGCAAUUGAGUUAUACAGUGGUACCUCGGGUUAAGUACUUAAUUAGUUCCGGAGGUCCAUUCUUAACCUGAAACUGUUCAUAACCUGAAGCACCACUUUAGCUAAUGGGGCCUCCUGCUGCUGCUGCGCCGCUGGAGCAUGAUUUCUGUUCUCAUCCUGAAGCAAAGUUGUUAACUUGAAGCACUAUUUCUGGGUUAGCGGAGUCUGUAACCUGAAGUGUAUGUAACCUGAGGUACCACUGUAGUAUGAUGAUUUGCACUGCGUGAUUAGGUUAAUAAUAGGCUUCCAGAUGUGCUGGCAGUGUGGCAAUGGCUUGAUACCUUCCUGGCUUUUGUGGUCAUAGUUACACCCAAGUGGGCAGCCAUCGGGCAUAGCUCGUGUUUUUCAUGGUAUUGGCUGCAUCAGUACAUCUCCAAUAGCAGCCGAGGCAGCACAGACUCUUGAAUCUUUAUGCCCCUGCACUGUUAUCAGUGGUUAUAUAAAUAGCCUUGUCCUUUACUGGUGGCAUAGAAGUAACAAAAACUACUUUUAAACCUUCAGCUUUUUGGUUGCAGGAGGGGUUUGCUGGGAUGAGAAAUCCCAGGCUUAAUAUCAGGGUCUUUAUGCUGCAGUUUUGUAAAAGCCACUGACUCCCACUCUGUCCUUAAGCUGUGCCUCCCAAGGCCUUUGGCAGGAUGUUACAGGGAACCCUUAUCAAACCAUAUCACUGAAUAUAACAGAUAAGCAGCAUUUAAAAAACAAGUCACGGUUGCUUUGAAAACCCUCAGAGUUGGGAAAUACAGAGUGGGAGCUCAGCUACCAUGUGGUAGCCAAUUCUUAGCCUGUUCGAAAUGUGUUCACACACACAUAUACAUAUUAUUUUGUGCCUACGGUAUAUUCCUCUAGUUGCAUCCUGGUUUUGAAUUUUGCCUUUUAUGAAUGUAGCACUUCUUAUUCUUAUAUUUCUACAUUAAACGGGUUCAUACUUAAUUUGUGGGAAAGUACCUUGUGAUUAAAUACUAGGGGACAAACCCUCAUGGUUGUUUCAGUAUAGGAUAGGAUUUUGUUGACUAGAUAAUCUGUUACAGACCUCAACUCUAUAAUUCAUUGACGUGUGUCUACUAGAGGACAACUAUAAAAGGGUACAGAAAUGUUUUCAGAGGUAUUAAUAAUCUGAAUCCUCGCAUGUGUCCUUCAGAGGAAUGUUUGUAGGUCACAUUUCAGGCAGCUCUUUGUGUUUCACGUUUUAUAUUAAAUAAUGCUCUAAAGAAGAGAUCCAUGGCCUGAGAUAGGUUGGAGUUUAAAGUAUUCAAGGCUUUUAAACGUUGUGUAUGUUAGUCUUUUUGCACCUGGCCUGUAUGCAGCCUUCUUUUUGUUAGUUCAUAUCUACCGGAAACUUUCCCAGAUAAACUUUUUAGCAAAUGUAAAGUCUCCUUGGAAACCAGACUGGAUUUUUGCUUUGCCUAGAGAUGGAAUAUUCUCUUUGCCACUGUCAACUGCUGGAACUAGCUGAUCCAGGUUUUCCAGGUAGAUAUUCCACCUUGAGAGCUAGUUGUUUGUGGCUUUUGGUCUUGGGUGCUGGUCUGAAGCCCACGGUUUCUGGGUUGCAACCUUUGCUCUGAAAAUCUUGGUUUUCAUUUUUAAUCCAGGAGCAAGCUUCUAGCCCUUAUGCAGGACAGGGAAAGAGAUGAAACCUGAUGGGCUUCAGAACGGGAACUUGUACAUCAUGCACACAUUUGAAGAGAGGCUUUCACACCCCUUUUGAUUCUGUACCCUGCCUGGUUAUAAAAGUGACCUAGCUCUUCGCAUAGUUGUAAGGUCCAACAAGAUUAAGCAUUGCAGAGCGGCUCUUAAAUUAAAAGUGCUAUGCAUAUGAUAAAUGUGUGUGUGUUUCUCUAUCUCUGUGUCUUUCAGGCGUGAGCUGUGGAAACCUCUAUUGGUGUAUGUGCGGUAACAACAUGUCUGUCCCCCUCCUCGCCGAUGCCGUGACCAUUUCAGGGGCAGAGCGGGAGACUGCAGCGGUAAGGGCUUUCUUUGUCUCUCUCCUUGGCUUGCCAUCUGUCGGGAUCCAGAAAGAUUAGGGGAAUUAACUGGAUUUCUUUCCUCCACCCCCCUCCUCUUGGUGCUGCUAAUGUCAAGGGGCUGCCCUCCCUUUAACUCAGAAGCUGUUUGAGAGAAAGGGGUGGUGGGGGUGGUGGCAGAGGAAUUGUGCAGAGAGAAACUUUGGUGAGGGGAGGGCUGCGGGAAGAGAUCAACCUGGUUUCGUUCCUUUCCAGUAAACAGCACAAUGUUGUUUGUGUAGGACCUGCGCAAAACACCACCGCUGCCUCUGGCAGGUAAUUAGCCCAGCUGUAUCAAAUUGUGUUGGCCUCGACGCUACUACUCUUGCACUAACAAGGAAAUAAUAGCCAAGGCUUGCUUUCUACCACCCCCUUAAUGCAAAUGUGGGGCUGCUGUGGUCAACCAUCAUGGCCAGGCGCUUCUGCAGAAAUGACACUGACACCCACCAGGCUCCCAAGCUCCUAUAAUCCUCGCCCUUGUUGCUGGCUCUGCCUGCAUUUGCACCAUCAGAUGUACCUUGCAGUUUUAUUUCCUGCCUAUCUGUGUGAACCAUGCCCUCCCCUUCACAAAGAUCUAAAUUCUGCAAGGAGAACACAUUACAUAAAUCAAACACAUUUUGCCUAGAUUGGCUUAUUUGUAUAUAAUUCUUUUUCAGUAUUUGGUCUCCUCAGUGCUGUGAGAGUAAAGAGAUGAGUGGUCUCCAGGGGCAUGGCUGUGAGUGGUCAGGAGGCAAGGGGACACCGGAAGUGCUCCCUUCUGACCACUGGUUAGUUCUGCCAACCCCCAGAACACUUUUUUUUAAAAAAAAGUUUGUUUUCUGCAUUCCUAAGGACUAGUAACUGAGCUUUUCCAAACAUAUGUGCCCAACAGACAAAAGAUGCUAAAUUUUGCCACAUUCUGGCCAACAGAAAUUAUUGCAUUCUGGAAUUCAGCAAAUAGUACUUUGUAAAGCCCAUCUCCUUGUUCUAUUAUGCAAAUGACUCUUGAUUAAUUUGCAGGUGUUAUUGUGGCUCUGUUUCCUUUUUAAAGGACAGAGAAAAAGGCUGAUGGGAUUAUGAAGAUUUGGAGUAGGGUGUUAAAUGUUUCAGAACUGUGGGAAGGAGUGAGAUUAAAUUCUCAAAGAGCCAACUCCCCUUUGCACCCAAGUUCCAUGGGGGGGGAGUGUUAAAUCUGUGAAACAACCCUCCGAUUGUCAAGAACUCUGUGUGAUUGAGAGUUUCGCUGUAAUGUGUCCUGAUUGAGAUGGGGUAGGCAGAGGUGUUUGUAGAAUUUGUAGCCGUUUUGGUGAGGGUUAGACAUAAGAGAGAAGAAUGGAUGUGUUAAAUGAAAGAUGGAACUAGGACAGUAAUAGGUUUUCUGGCAUAACCAUUUGGAGCCACAGGAAGGGAAAGGAAACUGCACAAUUUCCUCUCCCAAAGACCACAGUGAUAAUAGCUAGGAACUUGCUCUUCCGCUAGAAAUGAAAGCCGUGCUUUUCAGAGGUCGUAAGCAGCCAAACCAUAUAUCAAGAUCUGCAACAGAAGCAAAGCUUUACAAUUCUCUAGCUUUCCAUUGGGUAAAUCCUGUGAAGACAUUCAUGAGAAGUUAGUUUGCACUAACCUCUCUGCAAGAGAGGUCUCUGGUGGCCUGACACAUGGGGAGUGGAUGUGAAUACUCAGGUGUAAAUAUUCGGAGUGUGCCUCCUCAGUUAACUUGGCUUGUGAACAGUCUUGGCUUGUGAACAGAGAUUGAAGCUGCUCAGGAGACAUGACUCUGAGGUAACUGAUGGUGCGAACAGGCCUGUCUGCCCGCAAGUGGAUCUGUCACUGCCAAAAUACUGCUGGGUUUAGCAGUGUGGUAACCUGCUGCAGAGAUGUAGCCAUGUAGCUGGUUGAUGGAAGCUUUUUAACCCUCUCACCUGGACUGGAAUUGCUAACUUCCCUGACCUUUCUAAUGAACAACUCUGUUUUUCUUCAAGAAGGCUGGAACUUGUGGUUGCCAACAGAAAUGGGGAAGCAAAGCACAUCCAGCUCUGCUAGCGGGUGUUUGGUUUCCUCUAUCUGGGCUGCUGGUCAAGAAUAACAUUGAUAACAGAGGGGUGCAAGAAGCUGUGCACCAGCAUUUCUGUGUGAAUUUUCGAAAGGCCAGAUUCCGUUGCAUGGAGAGCCUGCCUUUUAAAUAGGACCUUUAUAUCACUGUGAUUCUCCAUGGUAAGAUAAAUUGCCCUGUUCUUCAGCAAGAAAUGCUGAAUUCUUAAACCUGUAUAAUUUUUUGCAAAUUUGUGCAAUAUUUCUUUAUUAUGCAUAAUUUACUGCACAACUUCUACUGUUUCCAUUCUCAGCAAAUAAAUAUACCGUAUUUUUCCAUGUAUAAGACUAGGCUUUUCUCCCGAAAAAUAAUGUCAAAAAUUAGGGUGGGUCUUAUAUACAGAUACAUCUCCCCCCCAUUUUCUUGAAUAUGAGUCCCCAAAAAUAGGGGGCGUCUUAUACAUGAGGGCAUCUUACAGACGGAAAAAUAUGGUAUUAUGCAGAGGAAUGCAGAGGAGUUACACAAGGCUCAGAAGCCUCAACCACUAGAAACCAGGCUGGGCCACAUCUAUGGUUUUUGAUACUUUGCCGAUCAUACCCACUUGGCCUCAAAGCAAUAAAGGCUAGAAACAUCUUCUUUUUGAAAAUGGAGAUUCUCAGGAAGCCAGAUAUUGUGAUCCUGCGAAAGCUUAUACUUUCUUUGAGGUGAAAUAUUAAAUGCUUGAAAUAGGCAAGGUUUAGGAGAGGAGGUGGUAGCAGCCUGUCGGAUUAAUUCACAGAAAGCAAUAACCUUGACCCAGAAGUUAUUGGGGGUGGGGCAUAUUUUUUAAACAACAUUUAUAUAAUGGUUACUCAAACAAAAGACUUCUAAGUGGUUUACAAACAAUCUAUAAUAUUCAUUUAAAAAUACCAGCAAAAGCAAACAUUUAAAAAGUUACAUCAAAAAGUUUAAAAUAUAAAAGAAGAUAAGUAAAUUUAAAAAACACAAAUUGCAACUACAUGCCUGAGUAGGCUUGCUGAAAUGAACAAAAUUUUACCAGGCACUGAAAGUAUUACAGUAGGUGCCUCCUACUGUAAGUGGGCAGGGAGUUCCAAAGUUCUGCCACACUAAAGGAUGGAUUUCUCACAAGUGUGGAAUGCAUGUUUUGUGACAUUUGUAGAGUGCUGGUUCUGGAGAUCUAAGCAGUCAAGUGAGCAUGUAUGGGGUGAGCUUAUCACAGUGCCUAGGUUUAGGAAUCCUGGAUUAUGGUUUAGGAAUCCUAGGUUCCUAGAUUCCUAGGUUUAGGAAUCCUAGAUGAUGGGCCUCUCUGCAUGGCUCAGCUUACGUCUUGUGUUUGCCUCUGUCUUCCAGGUGCAGAUGGGCACAUGAUGCGUUAGCAGUCCCUUUUCAGUGACGUGGGGUGUGGUUGAGGCAUCUUCUUUUAUUACAGCUGGGGCACACACAUGGUGAUGUGUAGGCUCUUCGUUCCCAGCCUCUCCUCCUCACUUUAGGUUGGGUCCUUCCUGCUUUUACCCUUUAGCAUAAUUCACUGCUGUGCUUUUUUUUUUUUUGCAACUAAUUGGUCUCACAGGAUGCUCCUGAUGUGCUUUGGUAGCACUUUUGCACUUGUUGUGCUGCCUAAUGUGUUAUUUUCUGCUUGAUUUCACAGGUCAUUUUUUUACAUGGGCUUGGAGACACAGGGUGAGUGUUUGGGUUGUGUUAGUAACUGAGGCAAGAAGGGAAGGGGGAAACCUUCUUUGUUCCAGCAGCCUGGACCCAAAAGAGCUCCUGUUUCUAGUUGGGAAAUGUUGAAUGUUAAUAUUCCAGCCAGCAUGAGCAGCGGCAGGAUUGGAAUGAGGAGAUGUUGAGACAAAAGCAAUAGUUUACCAAUCCAGAACACAUUUUCACAUAGGAAAAUGCCUUAUACCAAAUCAGAUUAUUGGUCUAUCUAGCUCAGUAUGUCUACACAAGCCUUCUCCAACCUGGUGCCUUACAAAAACCUUGGACUACUGCUCCCAUCAGCCCAUUCCAGCAUGGCCAUUGGUCAGGGAUGAUGGACAUUAUGGUCCAAGACAUCUGAAAGGCGCCAGGCUGGGGAAUGCUGGUCUGUGUGGACUGACUGCUGAGCUCUCCUGUUGGGAUGCUGCACCAGGUGGAGGAGAACUUACCGACUUUACUGGAUUGCAGUUACUCAUACAGGGUAUAUAAAUUUACUUGCGUCUUUAUGCAUAGCUUUGCAUAAAUGCUUCUAACCACAGUUGGCAGCUAUGAAAAUGUCCCACCAUGGCUUUCCAGUAGAAUGGGUUUUGGUGGGGGAGACAGGCAGUGGAAAAUGCUUUCUUCUCCAUUUUAGUUUGUCUGCUGUGCAGUACAAGUUCUGAUCUAUGUUCUUUCUGCCUUCCCUACUUCAGGCACAGCUGGGCUGAGGCCCUGUCCUCCAUCCGGCUUCCUUAUGUGAAAUACAUCUGCCCUCAUGCGUAAGUGUUGCCUCUGCCCUGGGUUACAAUUAAGGCUUGCAUAUGUUUCAGGAAACAGGCCUCUGCUUGGGGUGUGUGUUCCCCUUAUCAGUCUAGUUUCCUCCAGCCAGAAAUAAGCUUCCCUUACAAGCUCAGAAAAUACACUCACCAUCCCCAGCCUAGUGCCCUUCAGUCAUUCUGGACUGCAGCUCCCAUUAGCCCCAGCCAGCACAAUCUCAUCAUCCCUCACCAAUGGCCAUGGUAACUCUGGGCUAAUGGGAACCAAAGUCCAACAAUGGGGAGGAGGUGCGGAACACAGGUUCCCUUAAGGCCUGUGUGUGGUUUUAAUCCUAGCCAAACUGGAAACAUUCUCUUCACCCAUGGAAACUAGUUUGCAGGCAUUCUGACAGCUUUGCUCUCAUGUAAUUUGGAACCUUAUAGGUUGAGAGGCAGGAUAAGGUUGUUGCCUUAUGUCAUUUUUGUGAGCUUCUCUGGGCUUCUGGUUGGUUACUGUAGGGAGCAGUAUGCUAGAGUAGGUAGCCCUUUGAUCUGAUCCAGCAGAGCUCCUCUUAGGCGCAUCAUUGCACCAGUGCCAGAGACUUCGCUUCCUUAAGCACAAUACAAUAUAUAUUCCAUUAGUGGAAUUGGGCUGUGAUGUUUUUCCUGCCUGCAUCCACUUUUUCCUUUUUAAAAUAGAAAUAUAUGUAUGUGCUAAGGCAGAAUCUCAGCUGCAUCCCAGUUCUCUUUCUUGUUGGAUCAAGCCAGCUCUGGCUGUCUCAAAGUGAGAAUAGCACUUAACCUAUAGCUUUUUAGGGACUAUGGCUUAAGUUUUUGCUGCCCGCUUAAGAUUCUGCCCUUGCAAAAAAAAAAAAAACCAUCCCCACCGAUCAUUAAUUAACCAAUCAUUGUAUUAUCCCUGAUAUUCUAAUCUUUUUCAAUCAAUUUUUUUGAAGAUUUUAAACUGUAAGAUACUACAAUCGCACGAACAUCACAACAAAAAACAAUAAUUUGGUGUUAAUGGUAAAACAGCUAUAUUAAAUAUUACAGAUUGAGGUUAGUACAUUAAUAUCAUAGUGGUGACCCAAUCUGAAAAAUAGACAUCAGACACGAUGUUGACUUUUGACCAAACCAGUUGGGAGCUGAACACCUAGAGGUCAGUUAGUGCAAACUUCUUGACUGACCAACAUUAACAGAAGCCACCAUUUCUCCACGAGGAUGUCAGCCUUAAUCAGCUGAUAUUGUAAUCUGAGGAACAUAAGAUGAUCCUGCUGGAUCAAGCCACGGACGCAUCUGAUCCAGCAUCCUGGUCUCACAAUGGCCAACCUGUUGUCUCUGGGGAGCCUGCAAGCAGGACCCAAACACAGAAGCACUCUCCCCUCCUGCAUUUCCCAGCAACUGGCACUCAAAAACAUUACUGCCUCUAUGACAGUGGCUGGAAGGAGCUCAGUAGAUCUUGCUAGCCAACCCAACACUCUGCCUGAACUCCCUAAGCUCCAGCUCCCUAUAACAUGCAUGGAUUAUCCAGUGUCAGCCAUUCAGGGUGUUGCACACCACCCAGCAGAGGUGCUUAUUUCAAAAAGCCUUCAGUAAAUUAGCCCAAGAUCUUUGAGGCACAAAGCACACUGCCUCUCCACCUCAGCCCUUAGCACGAGUUUGCUUGCUUUGGACAAACAUAGUAUCUGCCAAGCACAUACUAAGAGGGGCUCACAAAUAAUUUUGCCCUUGUUACAAAACUUGAGAGUCUGUUUGACCUGGUUUUCCCUUCACCAAGUCCCCACCCCCAGCAGCUCCCAGGUGGAACAUGGACAGAUAAUCAUACCCCACAACUGGACCAUCGUGCCCCCCCUUACACUGGGGAAUCUUUAGGUUUGCCACAAAGAGCAUGUUGACAAGCAAGGUGGGGAUGCAUCAGCUGGGGUGGGGCUAAAGUGGUGUGUCUGGGUGCCAUACAAGAUGAUAAACAGGUAUCAGUUUCCCUUCCUAGGCGCCUCUUUGAACCUGGACUUGCAGUGGUAAUGGCAGGAUGAGUAAAAUAGGCUCCAAAAGAGCUGAUUUCUGCCUUCAUCUACAUUCUUUUUGUCAAAACACUGGAAAGAGCCAUGCAGUUCUGCCUUGAGCCUGCAGUAUCUCCCCCCACCCCCCGCUUACCUUGCAAAGCAGCCCGUCUGUUUUUGCGACGCCACCUGGGUUAGAUUUAAGACAAAAUGGAGCGACUUGCAGACUGCUCCUACUUGAGUCCGGCUCUUUUGUUGGUAGCAACAGGCAGACACGCGAAACCCUGUGCCCACUGUGGUGAGUGCAGGCUCGUGAGCUUUUCAGCCCAAAGGAGAUGGCUGCUGCUUCCUCAGCAACUCUAGCCAAAGCACCUAGCUCAUGCUCAAGUCAGUCCCCAAAUGUCCAGGUCCCAGGGUGGGCUGCUUGGCAACCACACCAACACUGCCUGAUCCAGGAGGGACUGUGUGUAUUUCUUAGAAAGGAAGUAAGGGCAAGCAGAGCAGGCUGUGUGUGCACCUGAAUAUGUAAAGAUCUUUGUCACCUGCUUCUUUGCAAAGCUAACCCUACCUGGGCAGACCCUGAGGUUGGGGACUUGGGGGAAAACAGCUAGCAGUUCUAUAGCUGGAACUCAGUCGUGUUUAUCCCAUACCUUUUGGAGUCACAUACAAGUUCAACUUGUACAAGUGUACAAGUUCAGGAUUUGAGAGAAUGUGCAGCCUUUGCAGGUUUUUGCAAACUCCGCUAUGUCUGGAUGAGUUGAGGUUUCUUAGGUUUGUGAGGAGCCUCAUGACCUGUUGUCUCUUCCUACUGGAGCAUAAUUGCCUGCUUCUCUCUCUUUUUCUCUCUCCCUCCCCCCACCCUCUCAUAUGCUUGCAGGCCUAGGAUCCCUGUCACCCUCAACAUGAAGAUGGUCAUGCCAUCCUGGUUAGUAUAAAACAAUGUUAAUUUAAUUGCUGACAGAUAAGCGACGUGCCCCGGCCUCCUGCCUCCCAGGCACUUCUUUUUCUGGCCUGCAUGACAUCAUAAGGAAAUAUGGCAGCCAGAACUAGGCUUGUGGCAGUCACCAGGAGUGAUGGGGAAUGAUACAGAUGAGAGGCUGAUGGGAGGGGGGAAAUUAAAGGCAGCAGCUGUGUGCAAAGGUUUAGUGGACCUGAGGAAGCUGGCCGGUGUUUUUUGGCUAGGGCAGAUUGGUGCAUGAUUUGUAGGGGGCACACCAUGGCUACUCCUAUAAGGCUGGGGUGCAAACACUGUAGAGGACGAAGAGUGAGUCUUUAAAUAAGACAUUUGGGCCAUGAGGUCGAGGGGUACUGCCUACCAGGUAGCUUGCCUUGCCUAGGGUUCUGAUCCACAGCCCUUUAACAGUCUUUUAAGAAAUGUAUAUUGUUUCAACAUCCACAGGUUUCACUUCUAGAUUUUUCUACAAACUUUUCCUGUGUCUCUGGUUACUUUUCUGGGCAAUGGGCAUUAAUGUAUAUUCACAAUACAGCAGGGGAGCAUAGGCAGGCUUGCUGCCUUUUAAGACCUGGUGGAAAGAAGGCCUCUGAAUUGAUGCAUGUCUGCAGCCAGCAGAUAGUCUGCCGGGUAGAAACCUCUCCAGCUUCCCAGCAGAGUUCUCCCUUAAUCACUUUAAUUCUUUCAUACGGAAGAGUUUGGAAUGGCACAGCCAAGCUGCCAGGACACUAUAUAGUCAUAUAAUGUGCUUGCUUAGCCAGCCUCAUGUAGGCUGCUGGUGGACCAGAGAGCAGGGGCUAACUUGCAUUUUUUUCUUCCAGGUUUGAUUUGAUGGGCCUGAGUCCUGAUGCACCUGAGGAUGAAACUGGAAUUAAAAAAGCUGCUGAGAACCGUAAGAAAAGCUUGCCCAGGGGUAGUGUUAGAGCUGGUCUACAUUUCUCCAAAUUCUAACUGACAGCAUUUGAAAGCCGGAGAGAAAGAGAGAGACGGGUUCUGUUCCUUGAGUCAUAAAGAGCCUCUGCCCUUUUUUACAUUCCCAGUUCAAAAAGGCCCACUUCCUAAUUCUUGCAAAAAGUAAAGCGAGUGAAGCAGUUUGGGAUGUUUACAUUCUGAAUGCAUGGAAGGCUCAUUUUAAAACACUUCCUCCUAGUGCAAAUGUAACAGAGGCAUCCUGUAGACAAUGUUUUGCAUAUCUUAAGCCAUCCUCCACUCCCACACCAUAUUUAUCCCUUCUCCAAGAAGAUUUUACCCCUGCCUGCCCUUUCCAAUUUUAAGUAGUUUUGUGUUGCAGGUGCAGUGGUUGCAAGCCAUAGUUCCUAUCCAAAACUUAUGGAAACCAUGGUUAUGAGGAAAGCUGGUUGUAGUAACCAUGGUUUGCAUUGGUCUGUAUAACAAGCCCUUGGCUAGCAACAGGGGAAAUUACCUUACCUAGUCAGACCCUUGGCUGGGUGCUGCUAAUGCUGAUGGGCAGCUUUUUGACAAGGGUCUGUCCAGCCCUACCCAGAUUCUGGGGAUUGAAUCUAGGAUCUUCUGCAUGCAAAGCAAAUGCUCCACCACUGAUUUGCAGCCAUUCCCAAAUUGUUAAUGUUGGCAGGAGAAGAAGAGGAGAUGAAUCACUCCAGCAGGAAAGACCCAGAGAGUGGGAAUGUGUGCUCUCAAGGCGGAUUCCUGAUUUGCAAAUGUGUGGCAUCUUAGCACUGUCUGCUUUUUUAAACAUUUCAACACCAAAGAAGAGUGGUUUCUGGGUUUUAGCAAUCUCACACCAACUCUCUCCAAAGCUGGUGUGACAUAGUGGUGAAGGCUGUGAAUUGUGAAUUCACUGAAGAGGUCUUGGGCAAGCUUCAGAUUCCAGAGAAACAGCCAUGUUGGUCCACUGCAGCAGAACCAAGAGUCCUCUGGCAUCUUAAAAGACUAGCAUGUAUUUUGUGGCAUCACUUUUCAUGAGGGAGAGCUGAGCCCAAUGCAAACGUUGAUUUGUCUUAUGCUCCCCCCCCCCCCCACUUUUCAAACACUACUCCUUUUCCCUUGAUCUUUGCCACCGGAGGCCUUGCCAGAAAGAACAUCACACUCCUUUUAAAAACAUGACAUUUUGAAGCAGAGGAAACUUUGUGAAAUAGAUCUGUGCCAACAGACUUUGUCUUUGUAAUUAUUGUGCACCCAGCAUAUUUGGCACCUGAGAUGCAAGGCCUAUGAUAUUAUGCCACCUUGAACUCUCUCCCUCUGCAUUCCAGUUAAAGCGGUGAUCGAACAUGAGAUAAAGAAUGGGAUCCCAGCCAACCGUAUCAUCCUGGGAGGCUUUUCGCAGGUGACUGGUGUGUGUGUGGCAGGCUACAUCCCCAGGAUGGCAAGCCGGUGUGUGGACGGUGGGGUUGGAAAUGAGGAACAGGGCAUGGGCACUGGUGCUGGGGGAAGAUGGAGAACUAGCGGCUGCCACCUUGCUAAUGGGGGUGGGGAGCAUGGGAGAUGAGGUAUAGCUUCCUCUGGAGCAGCAACUUGGAUGUGUGCAGUUGUUCCAACAGUACUGAGGUUAAGUGGUAUCCUGGGUCAUACUGCUUUCACUUUUCCAUUCAAAACACAUUUCUAACCCUUAUUGCCAUGGGAAACACACAUGCUUUGGGGCAAUGUCUGGUAAAACCUUACAACCCAAGGAUGGGUGUGGGGACAGAGUUAGACUUCUGGAGUGGAACUUCUGCCCUCCUAACUACUACAGUGGUAUCUCGGGUUACAAACUCCGCUAACCCAGAAGUAGUACCUUGGGUUGAGAACUUUGCCGCAGGAUGAGAACGGAAAUCGCGUGGCGGCAGCGGGAGGCCCCAUUAGCGAAAGCGCACCUCAGAUUAAGAACGGUUUCGGGUUAAGAAUGGACCUCCGUAACGAAUUAAGUUCAUAACCCGAGGUACCACUGUACUUCCCUGUUUCCUUCUGGCAAGCUGAACAUUGCAUGCAAAAAAAGAGAGGGAAGCCUUUGAAAUUUGUGUAGGUAGAAUAUAAUCAAGUUGCAGAAUUUGAUUCUAUAUUUUUGAAAGGUUUAGGUUGCACCAGGUCUUUUUUUCCUCAAGUAGUUAAGUGGGGCAGGAAGCGGUGAGGGCUCUUCUGAUGCUGUGCAUGAGGAGUGUGGCCUCCACUGACCUGUGUGCCCCCCCCCAUACCAGUCAUGCCAUAAGAACCAGGAAAUCUCUUACAAAGGGGUGGGGUGGGGAGGGCUGUUCACAGGGGUGGCAGUAGAUGAGAGUUGUGUGCGUCUUUGCAUUGGUAGAGGGUCUUUUCUGGAGCAAGCUCUGACCUGCUUUCUAAUCUUGGUUGCGCUUCAGGGUGGCGCGCUGUCCCUCUACACGGCGCUCACGUGCCCACACCAACUGGCUGGCAUUGUGGCCCUCAGCUGCUGGCUCCCCCUGCACAAGACCUUUCCUCAGGUAUUGCAGCCCCCUCUCCCCCUUGAAUGUGUUGCUGUUGGCCCUGUGGGUUGGGCUUGGUGCAUGCCAGGAUGGCUGCUCAACUGGGAAAUGCCUGUCUGGUAGAGCAGUUCCUUCACAACUAGCUUGCCCAGGUACUGCAUUUCCCAGAGUGCAAUGGGUUGUUCACAGCUUGGUGCUCCUUCCCCUGCUGCUGUUUUUUUCCCCCCUCCCUCCUGCAGGCAGCAAAUAACAGCAUGAACAAAGACAUCCCCAUCCUACAGUGCCAUGGGGAGAUGGACCCCAUGAUCCCAGUCCGCUUUGGAGCCCUCACUGCCGAGAAACUGAAGGGCAUUGUGACUCCAAGCAGGGUCCAGUUCAGAACCUACCCAGGAAUGAUGCACAGCUCCUGCCCUCAGGUUAGUUGGCAGCCGGUAAACCCAUUUCCUAGGAUGACUGACUAGUCUUUGUUGAGUGCCAUAUCUUGGUUGCAGCCAGGGUGCAUGCUGGGAUAUUAGGGUUGAGAUGCUCUCUCUCUGCCUUACUCUGGGAGUAUCUGAGAAGGUCCUAUGCCUGGUGCCUCGACCUUCACAGGUUCGGUGGAGGGCAUCCAAAAGCAAAGCAUCCUUUGAGGUACUCCUUGAAGUGCCUUCUGCCAUGAGCCCUUAUUAUGGCUUGUAUAAUCCAGUUUCAUAAGGCAGCUUUGCAGACCUGGUGGUCUCAGGCAGCCUCUUUUUGAUCCCCACUUAAUUAUAUUGUACUGCUGCAAUCAGCUGUCUUUAACUGGAUAUGUAUUUUUUUUAACCGAUUAAUUCAAAAGAAAUAACAGUGUUAGUCUGGAGUACUAAAAAUAGCAGGUGCCCUGUGGAAGCUUAAAGGUAGACAACUAUAUUGUGGCAUCAGCUUUCAUGGGCCAGACCCCCAACUCCUGAUAAAGCCAAGUGCCAUCAUGACACUGUAAUUGUGGCUUUGGUUUAAUCUCGACUUGCUUCAGUUGACUUCUGAUUUUAUAUGAGCAGUGAAAUAAAUUGCUGUCAGCUGGCUUGGCAGCCGCCUCUUGUGGCAGCCAAAAGACUGCUUGAAACUUGAAAAUCAGCGUACAUGUGUGGGCAGCAACUCAUGUAGCAUAACAAGGAAACUGGCAAGCCCCCCCCCCCCCCGCCCUGCCUCCUGGACUCUUGAUAAGCUCAGUUCUCAUUUCAGCUCUUGAAAUUUUUUCUGUUUUAUGACCCUCAGUUCAAUGCAGAGAAUCUUGUCACUCCCCAAAGGGAGCACAUGAACUGUUUGAGGCUCUUAUGUCUUUGAAGGAGAGGAGAAUGAGCGCACGCACUAACAAAAACCACUACUUCUUUUACUCUGUGCAGGAGAUGAUGGCUGUGAAAGAAUUCAUUGAGAAGCUGCUGCCCAGGAUUUAA
Podarcis lilfordi (Lilford's wall lizard) is the source of this 37038-nucleotide messenger RNA. The record is from the annotation of a GenBank genome assembly. Lineage: Eukaryota; Metazoa; Chordata; Lepidosauria; Squamata; Lacertidae.